Messenger RNA from Drosophila busckii, 535 nucleotides. RefSeq names its product C-type lectin domain family 12 member A. Lineage: Eukaryota; Metazoa; Arthropoda; Insecta; Diptera; Drosophilidae. Bases 86 to 499 code for a protein of 137 amino acids. The transcript has 2 exons. The record is from RefSeq and is a predicted model, not a curated record.
GCAACAAUCACAUCAACCAAUUCUCAUAUUUGCACUUGCUUGUGUAUUCACUUACUUUAAAUUAUUUGAAUGUCGAUGCCAUUAUAUGUCGCAGGAAGAGAAAACUUGGCAGGAAGCUCUGGACGCCUGCAUAGAACAGAAGCUAUGCCUGGCUAGCAUGGCAAAGAAAAAUGCUUUUAAGGCUGUAGAAAAAAGUAAAAAUGAUAGUGACUUUUGGAUUGGUGUGCGACGGUAUAAGUUAAAUAACUUCAGAUACAUUGAUUCACGGAAUAUGGUUACCUAUUUACCAGAAAAAUCAGAAUUAUCAACUGAGCAUCGUUGCGGCUACAUAACCAAAGAUGGAAAGCAAUACGUUUUGAAAUCUGGAAGUUGUGAACAACGUAAACGUUUUCUCUGCGCCAAGGCAGUGCGCUGUGAUGGCAAAUUGACAAAUAGUUAUUAUGGCAUUGGCUAUGCCGGAGAAAUAACUUGUGCAAAACCAUGCCCACUAUUUUCCUAGGCCACGUAUGUUUCAUUUAUAACAAAUAAAUUAUAA